AGUUUUUGAUAAAUUUAGAAUUUGAAUCAUAGUUUGAGUGCGUCUACGGAAUUAACCUUGGUUUUUUCAUUUUUUUCAGUUUGUAAGUACCUUUAGCGUAGUGGGUUCCAUGAAAACACAGAUUUAUUCUCCGAAUGAAGGAACUUACAGGAAGAAAGAUGACAGGCUGAAGGAGCUAUUUGAUGAUCUUGAAAGUGUAAGGGAAGAAUUUGAAUCCAUUGAGAGACCAAUUUUAGAUCUUGAAAAUCCAACUGUAAUAUCAGAGUCGCCAUCCACCAAGUCGCCGCUAAGUCCGUGGUUCCGAUUGAAGUCUUCAUUAAAAAAAUCAGAUCAAAGGAGGCUGAAAUUCGAGGUGGAACAUGACGACGAAGAAAAUUCAGAUUAUGAAACGGAUGAAAUCGUAGAAUGGGAAUACGAUGCAUUCGAAAAGGACCUAAUACCCAACUAACCAACCAAAUAUUUGCCUAAUUUAUCUGGUUUGCAUUAUGGCGCUAACCAUUAUUGUUUCAAAGGUUAGGAAAAAAAAUGUGUAAGAUAACUCGUUACUUAAGCAAAAGCUGCUGCCA
Molecule: messenger RNA, 566 nt
Organism: Hibiscus syriacus
Lineage: Eukaryota; Viridiplantae; Streptophyta; Magnoliopsida; Malvales; Malvaceae
Exons: 2
Coding region: 110-448 (112 amino acids)
Source: RefSeq, a predicted model, not a curated record